AUGGCUGAACAAACCCGAACGCUUUUACAUCAGAUUCGUAAGCCUUGGCCACUCGCGAUCCUACGUGUCAGUGUUGUACAGGCCAAAACUGGCUCUGGAAAGUCUAAUAUUCUUCCGGUAGAAAUGCAUAGAUAUCUUAAUGGGUUCAUUCCUGCUAAUGUAGAGAUUAAAAAGCGAGAUUUUAAGAAGGGUGAUGUCAUUUGUACUCAACCUCAGAUACUGACCGCCAUCUCUUUAGCCAAAGAUGUUUCUAGCAGUGACUACUACAAAGAUAUGGUGCUGGAGAAAACAGUCGGAUAUCAAACGGGGCCUAACAGUAAAAAACCCAUUCAUGGCUUACUUUAUGCUACAGUUGGUAUUCUGGUUGCUCAUAUGCGGAUGAGCACGGAUGCAGAAAUCAUAGAAAAGUAUCGCAUAAUUAUUGUAGAUGAGACUCACGAGCGAUCUCUUGAGUCAGAUUUUCUAUUAAUGCUUCUUAAAAACUUUUAUGAACGUAAUAGGCUUAGAGCUGAUCUCCCUUUCUUGAUUUUGACUAGUGCAACAUUUGACAUCCAGCGCUAUGCGAAAUACUUUGGGGUAGAUCCCAGCAAUUAUCUUGAUGUCAUGGGCAGGGCAUAUGCCAUUGAGAUUCACUGGCCCCGUAAUGUUUUCAAUAAUUAUAUCAUGGGAGCUGUGGAGCAGAUCAUAGAGAUCCAUCAAAAUAAUCUUGAUGAUUCUCCUGCCAAAGCAGAUAUUCUUGUCUUUACUCCUGGAGCGGGAGAAGCUAUGGCCAUUUGCCAGGAACUAGUCAAAAAACUAGAGCAACUAGAGAAACCCUUUUUGCUACUAACUCUAAACCGGGAAAUAGUGGCGGCGCAGAGGAGAGAAUAUCAUCUGGUAUUUGCAAAGCCCGAAUCUCUUCCUCUAGUUAAUGGUCAUAAGGUUGUUAGACGUGUUAUCUUGACGACCAUGGUUGCGGAGAUUGGGCUGACCAUUGAUACUUUGCGAUAUGUAGUGAAUAGUGGGUGGCAUCGCUCUCGAGAAACUUAUCAGCCUUGGGAAAUAUCUGGUAUAAUUACUCGUCCGGCUCCACAAAGCAGGAUACUUCAGAGAAAAGGUCGGGCAGGCCGGCUAUUCCCCGGUGACUUCUAUCCAUUAUAUACCAAAAAUACUUUUAAUGCUUUGGAAGAACAGCAGUUGCCUAAUAUCAUUACGCUAGGAGAGCUGGUAGAGACUCCCCAUGCCAUAAAUCCCGAGUUGUUUCCAGCUUUCCCAAAUAAGGAGGCUUUCAGAGUUAAGGAUUUGGAUCUACUUGACCCUCCCCCUCCUGAAGCCUUCUUGGUGGCCAACUCAAAGGCAAUUUCUUUUGGUUUUAUAGAAAUUAAGAAUCUGGAUAGGUCAUCUUCUACUAAAGCCAAACCAUUUGUGUCUCUGACGCUCCUAGGAGAAAUUGCGUCAAGAUUCUCGCGAGUGCCAAUAGAGGGAGCCCGGAUUCUUUUUUCAGGUUAUGUUUGGAACUGUUUCGCAUCCGAUCUCGUUACAGUAGUUAGUCUGAUCGGAGCUCCAUCCAAUGUCUUUCUUUCUAAACGGGAAAUGCGAAAUAAGAAGAACUUUCCAGGCUCUAGAGCACUUCUAGCCUCAGUGCCUCCAUUUCUGACUGGGAUUGAACUGGCUGAAAUAUUGGCCUUCUUCCGUGUCAAAAUCUUAAUAGCUGAUGCCUUUCUGGAGAAUUUGCUCAUUUUUGAUGCUUUUGCUGAACAAUUAGAGGAUCCUGUUCCCGAGGCAGCUGAAGACUGA
Molecule: messenger RNA, 1776 nt
Organism: Funneliformis geosporum
Lineage: Eukaryota; Fungi; Glomeromycota; Glomeromycetes; Glomerales; Glomeraceae
Source: the annotation of a GenBank genome assembly